ACCAGCGAAGUAUACCAGUCGAUCUUUAGUAAUUUCUUCUUUUCGCGUUUUAAAAUUUCUUUUUUUGAUAUUUUCCUAUUUUAAUAGGUUUAUUUUUGUAUAAAAUUAGAAAAAAAAUUAUCUUGUAUUCGUUUUCUUUUUGUCUUUUUUACUUUGGAUGGUGAAUUUUAAGUUUGCAAAUAAGUUAAAUAAAAAUUGAUUAUUACAAAAAAAUUUGAGAAUCGAUUAAAAAAUGAGCUCAAAUAUAUUGGUAAAGUUGUGUGGAACUAAAUUCUUAAAAAAUGUUGUUUUCGAUCGAAAACCAAAGUGGAUCACCGUUGGCAGAAGUUUUAGCAUUACAAUGUCACGUGUCAUACUGAGGGAAUCGCCGAAUGCGGCCUUAGACAAAACCUUGUUAAAUAAAUACCUCGACCUGCCUCAACCGGAAAAUAAAAUUCAAGCGAAAUACAUCUGGAUUGAUGGUACCGGUGAAAGCUUGCGAAGCAAGACUAGGACGGUAGAUUUCGUACCAAAACAUCCAUCAGAUUUACCAAUAUGGACCUUCGACGGUAGUUCAACUUACCAAGCAGAUGGCGCAAACAGCGAUAUUUUCCUUUGUCCAGUGGCAAUUUACAACGACCCCUUUCGUCGUGGAAAUAACAAAUUAGUAUUAUGUGAUACCUACUACAGUGACAUGACCCCGACUACAUCCAACAAACGUUCCAAAUGUAAUCAGGCUAUGGAAGCUAUAAAAGAUGAAGAUCCAUGGUUCGGAAUUGAACAAGAAUAUACUUUCCUUGAUUUUGAUGGUAGACCACUUGGUUGGCCAAAAAAUGGUUUCCCUAAGCCGCAAGGACCUUAUUAUUGUGGUGUAGGCGCCGACAAAGUAAUUGGUCGCGAAAUUGUCGAGGCUCAUUAUCGAGCUUGCCUUUAUGCUGGCGUAAAAAUUGCCGGUACUAAUGCAGAAGUUAUGCCCUCACAAUGGGAAUUCCAAGUCGGCCCGUGUAGCGGAAUAUCUGCCGGAGACGACUUAUGGAUUGCUAGAUUUAUUCUUCAUCGUGUAGCUGAGGAGUUUGGUGUGGUUGUUAGUUUAGACCCGAAAAUUAUGGAUGGUUCGUGGAAUGGUGCAGGUGCACAUACAAACUUCUCGACAAAAUCGAUGCGUGCCGAAAAUGGCAUUGCCGAAAUUGAGAAAGCAAUUGAUAAAUUGAGCAAACAACACCUAAGGCACAUUCAAGCGUAUGAUCCACGCGGAGGAAAAGACAACGAGCGACGUCUGACUGGAAAAUGCGAGACCAGUAGUAUAUACGAUUUCAGCGCUGGUGUGGCCAAUCGUAAUGUUAGUAUUCGCAUUCCUCGUGGAGUUGCUGAAGAAAAGAAAGGCUAUUUGGAAGACAGAAGACCUAGCAGUAAUUGCGACCCUUACUCGGUGUGUCAUGCUUUGGUGCGCACUUGUGUCCUAAAUGAAUAAAAAAAAAAACUUCAAGUUAUUUCCAAACAGGCAGCGGAAAGGAGAAAUUGGACGAAAAAUUUUGUAGUGCAAUAGUGAUCGUACCUUCGUGAAGCAUAUUCUAUGAAAAUGUAUAAAAUUAUUUCUAAAAUUAAAAAUGUAAAAAAGAAAAAAAAAAAAAAAAGAGGAUAAAUGCGAG
Molecule: messenger RNA, 1628 nt
Organism: Apis mellifera (honey bee)
Lineage: Eukaryota; Metazoa; Arthropoda; Insecta; Hymenoptera; Apidae
Gene: Gs2
Product: glutamine synthetase
Exons: 3
Coding region: 233-1450 (405 amino acids)
Cellular component (GO): cytoplasm
Molecular function (GO): glutamine synthetase activity
Source: RefSeq, a predicted model, not a curated record